Messenger RNA from Acipenser ruthenus (sterlet), 3090 nucleotides. Its product is annotated as RING finger protein nhl-1-like. Gene Ontology annotation, biological process: protein polyubiquitination; proteasome-mediated ubiquitin-dependent protein catabolic process; negative regulation of translation. The record is from RefSeq and is a predicted model, not a curated record. Gene Ontology annotation, molecular function: metal ion binding; translation repressor activity; ubiquitin protein ligase activity. The coding region runs from base 426 to 2417 and encodes 663 amino acids. NCBI's taxonomy places the organism in Eukaryota, Metazoa, Chordata, Actinopteri, Acipenseriformes, Acipenseridae. The transcript is spliced from 3 exons.
CCCAGCAGGUGCAACAGGAUCCAGCAGUAGCUCUGUAGGAUGUACACAAACAAACAUGCAUUGAAAAUACUAAGCUGCACGGUUGUAUUUUUCAAACAAAAGGACACCUUUCUGAAACAGUAAUAACAAAUGUAGAUAUAGUAUAAAUGCAAAGCCCAACAAAAAUACAAGCUAGCAGGAAGUCAUGCAGGUUAAUUAAAUUUACAUUCAAGACGUUUUGCUUCCGCUGGUAGCAUACAAAGGAUUUGCUCAUGAGAGAAGUGCAGUGUGCGGCGGUGUAAAAUAGAGACGUUUUCACCAUUACAGUUUUUUUUACGCGCACGGACUAACAACAAAAAUAAACUGAGUCACUUCGGAGGAGGUUCUCAGAUCUGCAGGUUCCAGAUUUUUACCUGCUGAAAAAAGAGCUCUGUAAUUUCAGGAUCAUGAACCACCCUGCAAUUGAGCAGCUGCUGACCUGUUCAGUCUGUCUGGACCGGUACCGGAGCCCCAAGCUUCUCCCUUGCCAGCACACCUUUUGCCAGGAACCCUGCCUGAAGGGAAUAGCUGACAAGAUCAGCAGGAACGUGAAAUGUCCGGAGUGCAGAGCGGUUCAUAAGAUUCCUGCUGAGGGGGUUGGGGGGUUUCCAAGCAACAGGACCAUCCUUGGUUUCCUGGAGAUACCUGUUGAGUGGAUCCAAACUUUGCAAGGUAGUCCCUCGCAACCAUGCCAGAUUUGUGGUGAGGCAAAAGAACUGACCAGUUGCACUCACUGUGAUAAGUCAGUCUGCGAUUCUUGUCAGCACCUUCAUGUUGAGGAGUUGAAGAUGGACCUUAGGAAGAUUGCCACUAAACUACGAGGUGCAAUACCUAAGAUAUCGAAAGCUCUAGGAACUCUGGAGCAAAAGUCAUUCUCGAUGAAGCAAAACCAAGAGGCGAUCAAAGCUGAGGUGGAGAGAAGCUUUGAAAAACUGAUUACCAGUCUCCGAGUGAGAGAGAAAGGUUUGAUUUUGGAAGCUGAAAACUUGAUGCAGUCUGAACUAAGGACUUUAAGGUUCAAGCAGGAACAUUUAGAGUUCAUGUUGGCUAGUAUUUCCAGCCACUGUGACUGCAUUGAAAACCAGCUUAAUGACCUUCAAAGAAACCCUCUUGCCUUAGAACUUGUGGAGCUAAAGACACAAUCUAAGGACUGGACAGAACAGGUAGAAAUCCUAGGACAGACUGAAGAAGACCAAUUUAAACUAUUGAAGUUCACAGCAAACCAUGCAGAUAUACAUUCAGACACAAACAAAUAUGGUUCAGUAUCUUGGGCAAAUAAAUCCUCACCUAAUAGAACUUGCAGGUAUCAAGUUUCUGACGCCUUUGGCCAAAGUGGCACAAGUUCAACGGAGGUUCUCCUAUCACAAUCUGGGAAUACUGCUGCCUUCCUUCCAAGGGCAACCGGCAACUAUUUAUUUUCAGGCAGACAAGCAAGGCUGAGGCAUACGAAUUUAGGCCUUGUGAAUGCCCAGGCUUUGGUUACAGAGGGCCUCGACAGUGAAAGACCUAGACUUGGACUUCCUCUCUACGGCCACCAGCUCCUUCUGCUUUACCAGCUCAAAGGUGCAAUGAGGUGCAAGUUUGGCUCCAGAGGAAGUGACCUAGGGCAUUUCACCUGGCCCAGGGGAGUUGCAGUGACCCCAGAGGGAAACAUUGUCGUCGCUGAUAGCAGUAACCACAGGGUUCAGAUGUUUGAUCGUGAAUGCCGUUUUCUGAGAGCUUUCGGUUCCUAUGGCAACAGUGAUGGAGAAUUUGACUGCUUGGCUGGUGUCACGGUCAACAGCCAAGGAUGGAUCAUCAUCGCAGACCGGUACAAUCACAGGAUCCAGAUCUUUGACAACGAAGGGCGUUUCAUCCGCAAGUUUGGCCAAGAAGGCGCAGGUGAAGGCCAGCUCAGCUAUCCCUGGGGAGUGGCCACCGACCGGCUUGGGCUUAUUUACAUCUGUGACAAGGACAACCAUCGCGUCCAAGUCUUCACUCUGGAUGGGUGUUACGUACGGAAGUUCGGCCAGCUAGGCAACAGGGAGGACCAGCUAGAGCACCCGCACUACCUGGCCUUCUCUCCUGAGCAGAAGAUUGUUAUAAGCGACAGUGGAAACCACAGGAUAGUGGUCUAUGAUAAGGAUGGACGGUUCCUGCUGAAGAUUGGGUCAGAAGGCACAGCUACAGGACAGUUCAAGUACCCGCGAGGUGUCGCAGUGGAUUCCAAAGGGAACAUAAUAGUUGGGGACAGCGGGAAUAACCGGAUACAGAUUUUUCACCGUGACGGCACCUUCCUGAAAUCAUUUGGCAGCUGGGGCACAGGGGAUGGGCAGUUAAAGGGCCUGGAGGGGCUGGCUUUUCAAAAUGGGAAUAUCGUCGUUAGUGACCGAGAGAACCACAGAAUCCAGAUAUUCUAACUCUUGUAUCCACCAAAUUAUGUUGAGCACUUGUUUGAGCACUUGGGUGCUAAAAGUAGGACCAGGAAAAUGCCAAUUGUGCUGGAUUGUAUGGUGUUUUUUAUUAUUGGGGGCUAGGGAUCAAUUUGAUCAUCCUAUACAAUACACAGCUAGAUUUUUUAAGAGCACUUUACAGAACUGGGGGAUCACCCUGGAUUGCUUUAAACAUCUGUGGUGAUCAGCCCCAGGUUGAGACGUAUUUGAAGCCAGGCCUCCAGAGGUGAAAGGAAUUGUAGGCUAGUGAAUUAGGCCACUGCGCAACUUGAGACCUCCUAACUUAGGCAUACUUUUGAUUCCUCAAAUUAUCUUUCCAUAUUACUUGUAAUUGUUGUUUGGAGCAAAGAUGGUAGCAUUUGCAGUCUAAAAUUGUUAGCAUGUGACUUUACAUGACAUUUAUUAAUGCAGACAUAAUAUUUGUUAAUUGGCAGUUUUUCAGAAGUGUUUUGAAUAAUUGAUGACUGUUUUCCAUUAUUCAUGAACAAAGAACAGAUUCAUUACAUUUUCAAGGUUUUUUUUUCUAGGUUAGAUUCAAGUCUAAGUUGGACUCUAGACAUCCUUGUGGAUAUUGUGCAUUUGUCUUCAAAGCUAUGCAUUCCAGGGGUUAGACAACAUUAAAGUUGUGGAUUACAAAAAA